This is a messenger RNA of Hippocampus zosterae (dwarf seahorse), 2412 nucleotides long. Its product is annotated as gap junction gamma-1 protein-like. NCBI's taxonomy places the organism in Eukaryota, Metazoa, Chordata, Actinopteri, Syngnathiformes, Syngnathidae. The record is from RefSeq and is a predicted model, not a curated record. The transcript has 5 exons. Bases 201 to 1340 code for a protein of 379 amino acids. Gene Ontology annotation, cellular component: connexin complex. Gene Ontology annotation, biological process: cell communication.
CGCGGCGCGACGAAGAGGAGGAGGAAGAUAAGUCAGGAGCCCACAGAAGCCAACACUUCUUUUGUUUGGAGCACCCCGGCGCUCGGGGUCACGGUGGGCUGAAUGGACUCAGACUGAGCCUGAGCCAAGCACGCUAAUUAGGAAAACCUGGUGGCGCAAUUAAGCUCCCGGUGCGUACAAGCUCUUGGCUCCUCGACACCAUGAGUUGGAGUUUCCUGACGCGUCUGCUGGAUGAGAUUUCAAACCACUCCACCUUUGUGGGGAAGAUCUGGCUGACGGUGCUGAUCAUCUUCCGUAUCGUCCUGACGGCCGUCGGCGGGGAGACGAUCUACUACGAUGAGCAGAGCAAAUUUGUCUGCAACACGCAGCAGCCGGGUUGUGAGAACGUGUGCUACGACGCCUUUGCGCCGCUCUCGCACGUCCGCUUCUGGAUCUUUCAGGUCAUUAUGAUCACCACUCCGACCAUUAUGUACCUGGGAUUCGCCAUGCACAAAAUCGCCCGCAUGGAAGACUCGGACUACCGCCCGCGGCGUAAGAAGAGGAUGCCCAUCAUCAGCCGUGGCGCAGUUCGGGACUACGAGGAGGCUGAGGACAAUGGAGAAGAAGACCCCAUGGUCGCUGAGGAGAUCGAGCACGAGAAGCCAGAUAAGGAGGAAAAAAGCGUACAGGAGAAGAAGCAUGACGGACGGCGGAGGAUCCUGCGAGAUGGCCUGAUGAAAGUCUAUAUAUGCCAGCUCCUGUGGCGUUCAGCUUUCGAAGUGGGCUUCCUUUGUGGCCAGUUCAUUCUGUAUGGCUUUGAGGUUAUCCCCUUCUACCCCUGCACUCGCUCACCCUGCCCGCACACAGUAGACUGCUUUGUAUCUCGGCCCACUGAAAAGACCAUCUUCCUCUUGAUCAUGUACGUCGUGUCUUUCCUCUGCCUAAUCCUCACGAUCUUUGAAAUCAUGCACUUGGGCAUCGGCAGUAUCCGCGACACCUUCCGCAGGCGGGCCACCCUGAGGUCACAAACGCCCUCGCCCCUUCAUGCCAUAGCCUCAGCACCACCGGGGUAUCACGCUGCUGUGAAAAAAGGAGCCAAAGGGGAGCUUAGGAUCUCGCCAACGGGUGACUCUGUCUUGGACACUUUUGGCAACUCGACCCGUGACCUAGAGCGGUUGCGCAGGCACUUGAAGCUGGCACAGCAGCACUUGGACCUGGCCUACCACACGGAGGAGGGAAGUCCCUCACGCAGCAGCAGCCCCGAGGUCCAUACUGUGGCGCAAACGCCGGCUGAGCAGAACCGUCUCAAUUUUGCUCAAGAGAAGCAGGGAGAUGUGAGCCAAAAAGGAAUACGUGCCUGAACCUGCCUUCUGAAUGUCCUCUGCCUUGUCAUUCCUCAAGCCUUAUCGCAUUGGGUAAGGUGCUUCUGGAGAAGCAGUUGAACCACUAAGAGGAUUUGGAUGUUUAUGUGCGUGCAUAUGUGUGAAAGAAAAAAUACUACUUUCAGUACUACAUGUCUGGGGAGAGGCGGGAAAGAGCUGAUUCACCUUUAAUGGCCGUUAUGUGGUUGGUUCAAGGCAGCCCUGCCACUUGCGAGCUCACUUAUUUUUCCCUGAAAUCCCUGUCCAUUCUUGCCACCUUGGCUGCCCCGGUUCUUUUUCUCCUUCUCACAAAAGUAAUACUGCAUUUUUUUUGUUUUUGUUUUUUUGUGUAAGCUUGUGUAGAUAUUUCUGGAGCAGUGCUCAUUGUUGUUGUUUUUCCUUAGGCUUAUGUAUUUCUUUCUUUGGGCCAAAUUGUUGAACUGGGAAAUGCUUGAAUUCUUCAUGCUCCAAAAACAUUCCUAAGGACUUCCAAAAAAACCCCAUUCACAAUACAUUUCAUUCAUACUUUUGUAAUCAACUAACCCCACCCCCCUUUUCCACCACACUUCAAUGAGUUUUUCUUCCCAAAAUGAUCUGAUUCACCUUCGUCACUGCAGAGGGUUUGUAAAACGUUGACUUUUUUUGGGGGGGGGGACUUCUUUGCUAAACCUCAUUGAGCUGUGUGGUGAUCAGCAGCGCCAACUCCAUCCUGCUGAAAUGCAUUCCGCUUGGGUGAGACAUACUUUUCCAUCCCUGACACACGUGGCCUGUAUUCAUGCUCCAACACAGAUGCUGACCCUCCCAACCUUACGCUGGAUUCAGCAGCUAAUGCACACUUUGAGUCCUGUGCAGGUCAAUACGUUCUUAAUGCUUUUCCAUUGCUUUUUUUUUUGGGGGGGGGGGGGUAUGUGUGUGUCUGGCUUGAAAAGAUGGCGCCUACAAAAUGUUGCAUCUCAUUCCAAGUGAUUGUCUUUGUUUUACGGUACGAUCAAAAUACAGUUGCAAACAUUGUUUUGUUUUGUACUUGGAGAUAUCUAUUUUUUCUUGAGAGUAAAUAUAUUUGAACAGAAAA